AUGACCAAAUCGGACGUCAAGAUCGAGGAGGCCAUCCCUCCUCCGGAUCACGCCUCCAACUACGAUGAGAAGGGAACCGUCGACCGGGCGGGCGCCAUCGAGGCCGAGAAUGCCGAGCACGCAAUGGGAGUGCUCGAGGCAGUCCGGUUGUAUCCCAUGGCUACGCUGUGGGCAUUCAUCAUGUCUUGCACCAUUAUCAUGGAGUCCUACUGCGUUUUCCUCAUGGGCAGUUUCCUUGCCCUGCCCCGGUUCAAGGAGGACUACGGCCUUUUCGACGAACCGUCGGGUCAGUGGGUGGUGGUUACAUCUUGGCAGUCGGCACUUCAGAUGGGUGGACCAAUCGGUGCCAUCAUCGGCGUGUGUCUUGCUGGGCCCCUCACCAGCAAAAUCGGAUAUCGCUGGGCGACCAUCACUGGUCUCAUGGCUCUGAAUGCCUUCAUCUUUGUCUUCUACUUUGCCAACUCUCUCGCUGUCAUGUUCGGUGCUCAACUUCUCGAGGGCGUGCCGUGGGGCAUCUUCAUCGCCAAUGCACCGGCGUACUGCAGUGAAAUCGUGCCUUUGAGACUGCGAGCCCCUGCUACCCAGAUGCUGCAGAUGUUCUGGGCCAUUGGAAGCAUUAUUGUUGGUGGUGUCACCUACCACUACAGUGCCAUGGAUCACGAAAACUCAUACAGAAUCCCCAUUGCCCUUCAAUGGAUGUUCCCUACACCGCUCGCCAUCCUCCUCUUCAUUGCACCCGAGUCGCCUUGGUGGCUGGUCCGAAAGGGACGUCUCGAAGACGCCGCAAAGGCCGUCAGCCGCCUGGGACGCAGAGAUUUGCUCAAUGCUGCCGAAAGCGUCGCCAUGAUUCGUCGUACCAUCGAGCUCGAGAAGACCGAAAAGGAGCCCAACUAUCUGGAGCUGUUCAGGGGCACUGACCUCUACCGUACCUUGAUUGUCUGCGGUGUGUACGCGGCACAGAAUCUUACUGGCAACCUCAUCGCCAACCAGGCCGUCUACUUCUUCGAGCAGGCUGGCAUGGACACCAAGACCGCAUUCGCCCUGGGCCUCAUCACCUCGGCGCUCCAGAUGAUUUUCGUCAUGCUUUCGUGGAUCCUCACAACGUACCUUGGUCGACGUACCAUCUACGUCUGGGGCUCUGGUAUCAAUGUCCUCUUCUUGAUCGCUCUCGGUGUUGCUGGGUCUGUCGGCCUGUCGAAAGCUGCUUCUCUGGCACAAGCCUCAUUGGGUCUCAUCGUCUCAGUCUUGUUCACCUUGGGACCUGCUCCUGCCUCUUGGGUCAUUAUUGGAGAGACAUCGGCCGUUCGUCUUAGACCUUUGACCACCGGUAUCGGACGUGGUGCCUACUACGCCGUGAACAUUCCUUGUAUCUUCCUCUCUAGUUGGAUGCUCAACCCCACAACUGGCGCAAAUCUUGGCGGCAAGUGCGGAUACGUCUGGGGUGGAACUGGCUUCUUCUGCUUUGUUAUGGCGUACUUCUUCCUCCCUGAGAUGAAGGACAGGUCCUACCGUGAGAUUGACAUUCUCUUCAAGCGCAAGGUUCCUGCUCGCCAAUGGACAAAGACCGUUGUCGACAUCAACGAUGACGAGUAG
Clonostachys byssicola is the source of this 1593-nucleotide messenger RNA. Lineage: Eukaryota; Fungi; Ascomycota; Sordariomycetes; Hypocreales; Bionectriaceae. The record is from the annotation of a GenBank genome assembly.